Penicillium expansum is the source of this 7173-nucleotide messenger RNA. RefSeq names its product polyketide synthase fmaB (gene fma-PKS). Gene Ontology annotation, biological process: secondary metabolite biosynthetic process; fatty acid biosynthetic process. NCBI's taxonomy places the organism in Eukaryota, Fungi, Ascomycota, Eurotiomycetes, Eurotiales, Aspergillaceae. The transcript is spliced from 4 exons. Gene Ontology annotation, molecular function: fatty acid synthase activity; oxidoreductase activity; phosphopantetheine binding. Bases 1 to 7173 code for a protein of 2390 amino acids. The record is from RefSeq and is a predicted model, not a curated record.
AUGAUAGACUCAGGAUCCGGGAAGCAGCUGCUCUCGUCUGUGCCAUCCGAUAGCCAGACUAACGGGAACACCAACGAGCACACCAACGGCCAUACGGCUGGAGAGACUGCACCCACGGGGGUGUCCCAAUCCCCCAUAGCCAUUGUGGGCCUGGCCUGUCGUCUACCUGGGCAUGUUCACACUCCCAAAGAUCUCUGGGACCUCAUGGCCCGCGGGGGUGUGGCUGAGACGAAGCCACCCAGCACCCGAUUCAACCUGGAUGGGCAUUAUGACGGGUCCAAGAAACCAUUUACCAUGAAGACGCCCGGGGCCAUGUUCCUCGAGGAUGUCGACCCAGCCGACUUCGACGCCCAGUUCUUCAACAUCAACCACAUGGACGCUAGCUCUAUGGAUCCCCAGCAGCGAAUUCUCAUGGAGGUGGCGUAUGAGUGCCUGGAGAAUGCCGGUAUCCCCGUGGAGAGUCUGGGAGGCAAGCGGAUUGGAUGCCUGGUGGGAGCCAGUGCCGUGGACUACCACGACAUGACCUGUCGGGACCCCGAGGAUCGCACCGAGUCCCCCACGAUGGGCACCGGUCGUGCACUGCUCAGUAACCGCAUCAGCCACUACCUCAACGUCCACGGCCCGAGUAUGACCAUCGACACGGCAUGCUCGAGUACCCUUAUCGCCCUGGACAUGGCCUGUCUCUACCUCUCCGCCAACCAGUGCGACGGAAUUCUCGUCGGGGGUGUGAACAUGUAUCUGAGCCCCGAGAGAAACCAAGACAUGGGUGCCAUGCGUCCCACUGCCUCCGCUACGGGAAAAUGCCACACAUUCGAUGCCAACGCCGACGGGUACGUGGCAGCGGAGGCUAUUAAUGCCGUCUUCCUCAAACGCCUGGACGAUGCGGUUCGGGACAGGGACCCGAUCCGGGCGAUCAUUCGCGGCACAGCCACCAACAGUGCGGGCAGGACCCCCGGUAUCGCCAUGCCGAAUGACAAGGCCCAGGCGGCCGCCAUCCGUAUGGCCUACGCCAACGCGGGCAUCCCAGAGGCCGAGUUGUCGCAUACCGGCUAUCUCGAGUGCCACGGGACGGGCACGCUGGUCGGCGACCCGAUUGAGGUGAACGGCGCGGCAUCAGUGUUUGCGGAGAGCAAGUCCACCGCUGAUCCGCUCAUCAUCGGGUCCGUCAAGAGCAACAUCGGGCACUCCGAGGCCGCAGCUGGGCUUUCGGGCCUGAUUAAGGCAGUGCUUGCUGUCGAGAAGGGCAUCAUCCCCGGGACCGCCACCUUCAUCACGCCCAAUCCCAAGAUUGACUUCGAGAAGAACCGGGUGCGCGCGUCGCGCAAUGCCCUAGCCUGGCCUGCCAACACGAAGAAGCGCGCGAGCAUCAAUUCCUUCGGGUUCGGCGGAGCUAACGCCCACGCCAUUAUCGAGGCGCCCGAGUACCUCCUCCGCGACCGCAUCCCCAAAUACAAGUCCACCUUUGCCAACAGGGAGGGCAUCAGCGAGGGUUUCUUCGACGAUAGCGACGAUGAAGACUCCAUUGAAGACUCGGGGGUCUUGACCCCAUCGCUCGCCAAGCCGACAGUGAUCGUCUUGUCCGCCGAGGAUGAAAAUUCCCUCAAGGCCUCCAUCAAGCGCUUGUCGGCGCACAUCCUCAACCCGGCCGUUCAGGUUGAGUUGGAUGAUCUGGCUUUCACCCUCUCCGAGCGGCGAAGCAAACUCUAUCACCGUGCCUACAGUCUGCAGACGGACACUCAGAUCACGUCGGACACGUUCCAACUAGCGAAACCCUUGGGGCGGGACCUCCGCAUCGGCUUCAUCUUCACCGGGCAAGGCGCUCAGUGGCCCGCGAUGGGGAAGCAGCUCCUGGAGGCCUUCCCCCUCGCACGCAGCGUCGUCGAGAGUUUGGACACCGUUCUGCAGUCUCUCCCGGAACCGCCCUCCUGGUCCUUGGUAUCAGAAUUGACCGAGGAUCGCGAUUCAGCGCACCUCCGUAAGCCGGAGUUCUCCCAGCCGCUGGUCACGGCGCUGCAGCUGGCUCUGCUAGCCGUCCUGUCGCAGUGGGGCAUCCGACCGGCGCGGGUCGUGGGCCACUCUUCGGGGGAGAUUGCGGCGGCAGUCGCGGCCGGUUAUCUGACGUCCGAGACAGCCAUCAAGGUCGCCUUCUUCCGCGGCCAGGCGGGGAAGCAGCUGCCCCCUCAGCAGGCAGUCGGUAUGCUUGCGGUUGGCCUCAGCACUCAUCAGAUUGAGGCAUUCAUCGAUUCAGACGAUGACCUGGUCCAGAUUGCUUGCUUCAACAGCCCGCGCAGUCUCACCGUCUCGGGGACGGUGGCUGCCCUGGAACGGUUGCGAGAUCGGCUGCAGGCGGAGAAUCACUUUGCUCGUCUGCUGCAGGUCAACUAUGCCUAUCAUUCCAAGUACAUGAGCAGCAUCGGCAAGAGGUACCUGGAGAUGCUGAACGCUCAUGGCGUCGAGGCAUCACAGACGAAGAGCACAGAUGCGGUCAUGUUCUCCUCAGUGACCGGUGCGCCGCUGGAGAAUCCCGUCGAUGCGACAUACUGGUUGGAUAACAUGGUGUCGCAAGUCCGAUUCGACCAGGCAGCAUCCGAGAUGUUGAAGGGUAAAGACGGAGUCAACUUCCUGGUCGAACUUGGCCCGUCGAAUGCGCUGAAAGGACCGGUGGCCCAGAUCAUCGACGCCAUUACAUCCAGCAUUGAAGGGCCCCCCAUCUACACUUCCGCCGCCCAGCGAGGCACUGAGACACUGCAAGCCUUGUAUCACGUUGCUGGCCGGCUCUUUACGGCCGGUGGCACCGUUGACCUGGCGCGGGUGAACGAGUACAGCGUCCAGGACCCGCCAUUCACCCUGGUCGACCUUCCCAAUUACGUGUGGAAUCACUCCAAGAAGUACUGGCACGAGAGCCCGGCGAGUAAGGACUGGCGGGCACGGCCCUUUCUCAAACAUGAUCUGCUCGGAACCAAAGUCCUCGGCACCCCGUGGCAGGCUCCGACGUGGAGAAAUACCCUGCGCCUAAACGACCACCCGUGGCUCAAGGACCACCGAAUCGGGGAUCAAGUCGUGUUUCCCGGUGCAGGCUAUGUUGCCAUGGCCAUGGAGGCAAUCUACCAGACGAUGUCCCUAACCGAGUGGACUGAGGGGGUGCCAGCGCGGUACCGAUUCCGCCUCCGUGAUAUGAAGUUCUUCCGUGCCCUGGUCUUGGAUAGCUCCUACGACUCCAAGGUCAUCCUGAACCUCACGCCGAACAAGUCGUGGUAUGAGUACAAGGUCUCGUCCCGGGUGGAGGACAUCAUCCACGACCAUGCCUCGGGGUUAAUUCGCAUCGAGACGGAUUUCCUGGACACUCCAGCCCCAGUUGGGGCGUUGGCACCGCUGCAAACGCCCGUGUCUGCCCGUGUCUGGUACAAGGCGAUGCGGGAGGCCGGGUUCAACUUCGGACCCUCGUUCCAGAAGCAUCUUUCUAUGGAGUAUCAGGCCGGUCAGCAGUCUGGCCGCUCAACCGUCUCGCUGGAGGCGCCCGCCUCGGCUUGGCCGCAGUCCAGCUACCCAAUUCACCCGGCCUGCAUGGACGGAUGCUUUCAGACGGUGCUGUCAUCCGCCUGGAAGGGCGACCGAAGCGCCGUCGAUGCGGCCCUGGUCCCUUUGUCGAUCGACAGCUUGGUGAUCCCCUGGAACACCGAUCUUCCGGUUGAGGCAUUUGCUGUUGCGAAGUCCGAGUUCACCGGCGUCGGGAGAGCCGACGUGGCGAAGAACUACUCGGCAUCCACGGCCGUGUACCAUCCGGUGCAUGGCAACCUGCUGCUCGAGAUGAAGGGCCUGCGGUACACGGAGCUCGACAGCUCCAGCCCGGAGACCCAACUAGCCCAUUCGUACGGGCUAGUAAAGUGGGACGCGGAUGUGUCGUUACUCUCGGAAACCGGGUUCCACCAGCUAGUUGCUGGCCUCGGCGCAGAGGGAGAGGCAGCUCAGGGGCUGAUUGACACGAUUGCGCACAAACGUCCAGGAUUGACUGUUUUGGAGGUUGAUCUGGACUCGGAGGCACCCGCUAGGAGUCUCUGGCUGGACAGGGCGGACACCGUGACGCGGGCUGCCUGCACGCAGUACCAAUUCGCGUCCAGCGAUGCCAACCGGACCGUUGCCAUACAGAACGCGUAUCCCUCUGCAACAAACGCCGAAUUCACGGUAUCGAGCUUCGCCACAGCUGAGGUUGCGGUGAGCCAGCAGUUCGACCUUGUCGUCCUUCAGCUGCCCGCUCAGCCUGGUGCGUGGUUGGGGCAGGCCCUGGCAAACCUGCGCAAUAGCCUGACGGAGAAUGGGAUUGGACUGAUUGUCCAUGCGGACAAGAGGUCGCGGCUGGACGUUCACGCGGCGACUCAGGUGUCUGAAUGGGCCCGGGUGUGGUCCGCUGGGGUAGUCACUCUGGUCCAGGUCGCUCCCCAGGCAGAGGCAGACCAUCGUGAGGUCUACCGAGUUCGGUUCCGAAAAAACGACAACACCCUAGGUGGUCUCUUCGACACGGCCCUGUCCCAGGCGGGCGGGUGGAAGAGCAUCCCUGUGUGGGAGCCGGAGCAGGUGCCGCCCCGGAGCAAAGUCCUGGUGCUAGACGAGUUGGAGCAGCCCGUCAUGUCCAAGCUGGAUGGCCGGCAAUGGGCGAUGCUUCAGCUCCUCAUCCAAAACCAAUGCGACCUGCUGUGGGUGACCUCAGGGGCUCAGAUGGAGGUAUCCCAGCCCACCCAGGCGGCGAUCAUUGGCUUCCUCCGCGUACUCCGGAACGAGGAGCCCCUGCUGCGGCUAAUCUCCUUGGAUGUCGAGUCCCCGACAGCAAAGGAUCCGACGGUGGGAGCCAUUGACCGCUGCCUGCACAUCCUGACUGCAGCUGAAGGCCCUCGGACGCACAUCGACAGCGAGUAUGUCGAGCGCGGCGGCAUUGUUCAUAUCAGUCGGGUUCUACCGGACACGACAGUCAACGAGGCUCAGAAGGAAGAGGCCAUGGGUCGGCCGGCGCAGACGAUGGAACUCCACGCAGCCCCCAACUGUAUCCGACUAAGGGCUGAGCGGAUUGGCAAUAUCGACGCCGUGCGGUACAAUGAGGUGAGCUCCGCGCCGCUGCCCCUGGAGACAAACCGCGUCGAAGUCGAGAUCUAUGCGUCCGGGGUCAACUUCAAAGAGGUGGCUGUCACCGUGGGUAUUGUCCCUGACAAUGAACAUCUGCUAGGUGGAGAGGGAGCAGGCAUCAUCACCCGCGUGGCGCCAGAUGUAACCGACUUCAAGCCGGGCCAGCGGGUGGCCUUCUUCCAGAAAGGAUCGUUUGCCAACCGCAUCAUCACCACAACCCAGCGAGUGUAUCCCAUUGCCGAUACCAUGAGCUUCGAGGAAGCAUCCACGAUACCCUGCGUCUUCAUGACCUCGAUGUAUGGUUUGUACCGGCUGGCACAUCUGAAGAAGGGGGACCGCGUGCUGAUCCACUCGGCCACCGGGGGAGUGGGCCUUUCAGCCAUCCAGCUCUCCCAGUACAAGGGCGCCGAGGUUUACGCCACCGCGGGAACCCUGGAGAAGCGAGACUUCCUGAAGGCCCAGUUCGGCAUCCCCGAGGAACGAAUCUUCUCGUCGCGCACGAAGGCCUUCGCGGAGCAGAUUCUGGCCUGUACGGGCGGCAAGGGCGUGGAUGUGAUCCUGAACUCGCUGACCGGCGACUUGCUGGACGAAUCGUGGCGUAUCAUUGCGGACGGCGGAACCAUGGUCGAGAUCGGCAAGAAGGAUAUCCUGGAUCGAAGCAGCCUUGCCAUGGAGCCGUUCAAUCGGAAUGCCUCGUUCCGAGCCCUGGACCUGUCGCAUAAAGAGAUCACCGAUGACACGAUUGCGAGCCUGUUGGCCGAUAUUUUCACGCUGAUGCAGGGAGGCCACCUCAGCCCCAUCACCCCGAUGCACAUCUUCUCAUUCCGUGACAUCCCGGCGGCAUUCCGUCUGUUGCGCAGCGGAAAGCACAUUGGCAAGCUGGUCAUCAGCGACGGGCCUGAUGCGAAGGUAGAAGUGCCCGUGCGUCCGGCCCCACGGCGUAUGAGCUUGUCCCCAGACAAAAGCUACCUGAUUGUGGGCGGUCUCCGAGGACUGUGCUCCAGCCUGGCCAUCUAUCUGGCACAGAACGGGGCCAAGCAUCUGGCGGUAAUAACCCGGAGCGGCCACGAGGACGAGCAGUCCCAGAAGAUUGUCCGAGACCUCCACGCCCUGGGCUGUCAGGUUGAUCUGCUCCGCGGGGACAUCUCCAACCUGAGCCACGUCCGCUCGGCAUUUGCUGCCACGCGGGUUCCCAUCGGGGGCAUUGUGCAGGGCGCUAUGGUGCUCCGCGAUCGCACCUUUGCAGGCAUGAGCCUGGACGAUUAUCACACGGCACUCAGGUGCAAAGUGGCCGGCACAUGGAAUCUGCAUCAGGUCGCGCUCGAGCAGGACCUGAGUCUGGACUUCUUCACCAUGCUGUCUAGCGUCUCGGGUCUCUGCGGAAGCAAAGGGCAAGCCAACUACGCGGCGGGGAACACCUUCCUGGAUGCAUUUGCCUCCUACCGACAGCGACUGGGCCUAGUUGCCUGUUCCAUUAAUCUGGGGGUCAUCCAGGAUGUCGGAUACAUGGCGGAGCGCGACGAUCUGCAGGACCGCUACGACGCGGCGCUGUGGCACGCCAUCAAUGAGCGACUCCUGCGCCGGAUCUUCGGCUUCUCCAUUCUGCAGCAGGACAAGAUCCCUAUCAACAAGACCAGCAGCGCUAACCUGGUGACUGGAAUCCAAGUCCCACAGCCCGCAGACUCAUUCCUGCUCCGUGACGCGCGCUUCGCCGGCUUAUAUCUGCAACAGAGCGGGCAGCAAACGCAGACGGUUUCCGACUCGAAAGACAUCCAAGCCAUCUUCGUUCUCUUACGCUCCAAGGCCGAGCCAGCCGCCGUCCUCGAAGUCACCGUCGAUGUGCUGAACCGGUACCUGACGACGAGUCUGCGCUUGCCAGAAGCGUUGGACGUGGCGCGUCCCCUGUCUACGUAUGGAAUCGACUCCCUGGCGGCGGUGGAGUUCCGCAAUUGGUUGCGCAUCGAGCUGGGUGUGGAUUUGAACACGUUGGAGAUUGUCAAUGCGCCGUCGUUGGUGUCGAUUUGCGAGAAGGUGAUUUUGAAGAUCCCCAAUCCUUAG